This is a messenger RNA of Salvia hispanica, 1147 nucleotides long. RefSeq lists its product as uncharacterized. NCBI's taxonomy places the organism in Eukaryota, Viridiplantae, Streptophyta, Magnoliopsida, Lamiales, Lamiaceae. The record is from RefSeq and is a predicted model, not a curated record. Gene Ontology annotation, biological process: iron import into the mitochondrion. Gene Ontology annotation, cellular component: mitochondrial membrane. Gene Ontology annotation, molecular function: ferrous iron transmembrane transporter activity.
UUACACUUAUUCUUCUUAAAAUGAAGAAAUGUAAAGCAAACAUAUCUUGAAUCGUGAUUCUGUCUCCCAAGAAUUCGAAAGCGAUCGAUAUAUCUCCAAUGACUAAUCCUUACUUCUCACCCUUUAAAAACCAUGAUCAUUUUCCCCAUCUUCUCCAUCUUCCUCCACCAUGGCAGCCACCGCGGCGCCGGCACCAGUCCACGACGGCCUUGAAUUCUGGCAGUUCAUGAUUGCCGGCUCCAUCGCCGGGUCCGUGGAGCACAUGGCCAUGUUCCCAGUGGACACUCUCAAAACCAGGAUGCAGGCCAUCACCUCCACCGCCAAAGCAGCCUCCUCCCUCACCCUCCGCCACUCCCUCGCCUCCAUCUUAAAACUCGAGGGCCUCGCCGCCCUCUACCGCGGCAUCGCAGCAAUGGGCCUCGGCGCCGGCCCCGCUCACGCCGUCUACUUCUCCGUCUACGAGUCUUGCAAGAGUUUAGGAAAUCCCAACAGCCCCGUCGCUCACGCCGCCUCCGGUGUGUGCGCCACCGUGGCGAGCGACGCGGUGCUGACGCCCAUGGACGUGGUGAAGCAGCGCCUCCAGCUUAAAGGAAGCCCUUACAAGGGCGUGUGCGACUGUGUGAAGAGGGUUAUGGUGGAGGAGGGAUUCGGGGCGUUUUACGCGAGUUAUCGGACGACCGUUGUGAUGAACGCGCCUUUUACGGCCGUCCACUUUGCUACGUACGAGGCUGCCAAGAGAGGCCUGAUGGCGGAGGGAGAGGACGAGAGUUUGGUGGUGCACGCGGCUGCUGGUGGCGCUGCCGGGGCGUUGGCUGCGGUUGUCACCACUCCUCUUGAUGUUGUCAAGACUCAGCUGCAGUGUCAGGGCGUGUGUGGGUGUGAUCGGCUUUCGAGUAGCUCGAUUAUGGAUGUGAUUGGGAUCAUCAAGAAGAAAGAUGGGUAUAGAGGGCUGAUGAGAGGUUGGAUUCCUAGGAUGUUGUUUCAUGCACCUGCUGCUGCUAUCUGCUGGUCUACUUAUGAAUCAGUCAAGAGUUUUUUCCAUUGAUGGAGGCAGAUAUAUAUAUUGGUGUUUGGACAAAGUUCAUGAAUUUGGUUGGAGACAAGUUAUUGUCUUCCUAUAAGUUAAUAACUCAUAGCUUUGCCUGCU